GGGCCAACAUGGCGGCUACAAAAUUUGCAUGUCUGAUGUUUUGUUUAGCAUCAUUUUCACAGCAGUUUAGCGCCUCCAGGCUUCUCAACGAACCGUGUUAUAAACCCAUUAGAGACGACAGGCCGGACUUUGUCAGGACGCAGGCCCGGCCGCAUGUAGAGGUGUUGAAGCUUCCUCCGUCAUGGGACUGGAGGAACAUCGAUGGGAAGAAUUAUGUGAGCGUCACGAGGAACCAACACAUCCCCCAGUACUGUGGCUCCUGCUGGGCCAUGGGAGCCACCAGUGCGCUAGCUGACCGCAUCAACGUCAAGCGUGGAGGAGCGUGGCCGUCGGCGUACCUCUCCGUGCAGAACGUGAUAGACUGCGGGAGGGCAGGUUCCUGUUACGGAGGCGAUCACCUGAGAGUCUACGCCUACGCGCACGAAAGAGGCAUUCCUGAUGAAACCUGCAACAACUACCAAGCCAAAAACCAAAAGUGCGAGCUGUUUAACCAGUGCGGCACGUGCUCCUUCUUUGAGUCGUGCGCUGUUGUGAAGAACUACACCGCGUGGAAAGUCGGAGACUACGGAGAAGUUUCUGGGAGAGAUGAGAUGAAAGCUGAAAUUUUCACCGGCGGACCCAUCAGCUGUGCAUUGAUGGCGACUGAAGGCCUGGAGGAAUACUCCGGAGGGAUUUUCUCCGAGUUUCACCCUCUCUCUCUGCCAAAUCACAUCGUGUCUGUGGCUGGGUGGGACGUGGGCGAAGAUGGGAUUGAGUACUGGAUCGUCAGGAACUCCUGGGGAGAGUUCUGGGGAGAACACGGCUGGGCGAGAAUUGUCACCAGUGCAUUUAAAGGAGGAAAAGGCAACUGGUUCAACCUGGGUAUUGAGAAAAACUGUGCAUAUGGAGACCCUAUUGUAACAUAGGUGCUUAAUUAAGGUGAUGAAUCUUACUGAAAUAACUGUGGAUAGUUUGGAAAAUUUAGGGAACGCUUUCCUCCUGUGCACUAAAAUCAACAUGUGCAAACAACAAUUUGCUGUUUAAUGUGGGUUUAUUUUUUGAAAGUGCUUCUUGGCUGAGAGCAGUAAUGUCCUGAAGCUAGUUCAAUCCAAGAAAUUGUUUGGUAACAUCUCCCUGUAAAAAAAACUCAAUCACAACAUGUUAUUUAUGCACUUUGGUUUCUGCAUAAAAUAAACAGUAUUACAAAGUCGCAGUGCACCCAGCUCAGAAUCUUAAACAUGUACAGACAAUACCAGCUCUCACUAAGUAUACUUCUUAGUGUUUAUUUAAGAACAGGAAGAACACAUUUUGAGCUCUUAUCUGUAUUCAGCACUACCAGCUUAAAGAAAGUCCUUCCAUUUAGGAUUUUCAGCCUUCACAGGUUGUCUGAGGAUCAAGCUCAGACACGGUCUCUAGCAACAAGAUAUUUGUCGAUGGUUUAGAUACAGCUAAAAACAUAUAACAGAAUCACUUAUUAACCCCUAAGCUUCCCUCUUAGAGAGACUUGAAAAUCUCUUAAACAUGUUUCCAUUAAAAAAAUGACAAAGUGUAUCAUUAAACAUUAGCACAUUUUAUUUAAGCUGUUUGAUCAAAGAUUCACAGAUCUUUGCAAAUAAAUGGGCCAAAAAUCUGAGUGGUAAAGUGGUCGACGCUGAUUGCUUCGGACCUCCUCAAACAUAUUUAAAUUGUGAGGGGAUUGGAAGAAAGUUCAAAGUUAAAGAUGGACUCUUUCUUAUAGAACCAAAUUUGUGGUCUACUUGUUAAAAUGCCCAAAUGGGCUGAUGAUAGCAUAGGAAAACUCUACAAAAUUGUAAAAUGUCUUUGCUAGCAGUACCAUCAGUCGUUAUCAAGUCGAGUCACUUUUAUUUGUACAGCAAAUUUUACAACAACAGAAGUUGAGCCAAAGUGCUUUCCAGGCAGGUGCUGUUGCGUUCCAGGUCCAGACGUUACAUUGGUGCAGAACUGUACCCUGUCUGUGUGGUCAGAGUAUGCAGAUCUCGGAUAAAGGCACUGAUGCCGUUGACU
This is a messenger RNA of Neolamprologus brichardi, 2004 nucleotides long. RefSeq names its product cathepsin Z. The record is from RefSeq and is a predicted model, not a curated record. Gene Ontology annotation, molecular function: cysteine-type peptidase activity. NCBI's taxonomy places the organism in Eukaryota, Metazoa, Chordata, Actinopteri, Cichliformes, Cichlidae. Gene Ontology annotation, biological process: proteolysis.